This is a messenger RNA of Sebastes umbrosus (honeycomb rockfish), 1520 nucleotides long. RefSeq names its product src-like-adapter 2. Gene Ontology annotation, molecular function: protein binding. The coding region runs from base 290 to 1060 and encodes 256 amino acids. The transcript has 8 exons. Lineage: Eukaryota; Metazoa; Chordata; Actinopteri; Perciformes; Sebastidae. The record is from RefSeq and is a predicted model, not a curated record.
CUCGUCUCUUCAGUCAGUCAGUCAGUCAGUCAGUGUAAGAUACAGCUGCACAAACACAGCCGACUUCAUGGGAACAAGCUCAGAGGAGGGAACACAGUCAGUCUGAUUGAUCAGCAGGCCUCACUUUAGACACAUAGAACAGGCAUCCAUGUGUAUGAGCACUUUUCAUCAAGGAGAUUUGGAUUUUACCAGUUUAUCUCAGAAGGAUCCGGCUCACUAUUUGUGCGGAAUAUAAUCUCUGGGCGAACAGAAAUUGAGGACAUUUUAAAUCAGCAAGGAGCCAAAGAACAUGGGGACCUGCCCCAUCAGAUGUCGAACCAACCGGACAGUCCUAGAAAAUGCACCUGAACCUUCAACACCAUCCCUCCAGGAGAGCAUGACCGUGUCCCUCUGUGACUACCCGUCCUUUGAGCGGACAGAGUUGACCAUGUGCGUAGGGGAACGACUCACUAUCCUAUCAGACGAUGGUGACUUUAUGAUGGUGAGAUCCACGACCACAAGCUGUGACAGCUACAUUCCCUCCAACUACACCGCCAAGGUGACACACAGGUGGCUGUUUACGGGCAUCAGCAGGUAUAAAGCAGAGGAGCUGCUCUUGCAGCCCAACAACCAGAAUGGAGCCUUCUUGAUCAGAGAGUCAGAGACAAACAAAGAUUGUUACUCGCUGUCCAUCCUGAGGAGGACCAACGCUUCCUACCUGGACUGUGUGAAACACUACCGCAUCUCUCAGCUCCAGAACGGCUGGGUCUGCAUAUCUCAAGGAGUCACCUUCCCUUCCCUGCAAUGCCUGGUGGAGCACUACUCAGAGUCUGCAAAUGGGUUGUGCAUUCGGCUGACGGGGCCUUGCUUCAUCCAUGGUGUAGACAACGCCAGAGAGGCCCGGCCUGUACCCACGGCCAUCAGGAGGCCGACUGUCAACUGGAAGGACAUCAGCAGGUCGGUGAUCUUCAGAACCAAGAGAACCGAGUCGGACAACUCUCUGGUGAGCGAGGGCCUGAGGGAGGCCAUCACCUCCUACCUCCAGAUGACAGAGGGUAACGACCACAGCUGGGACACCUGAGGAGAGACGGCGGAUCAGUCUGAGAGAAAGAAGUCAGACGGAUGGAGGGAAGUCAGAUACUGUCCUGUCCCAUCUGCAGCUUGGGCAAGCCAUUGGAAGAGGUCGCCCUGGACGCCCCCAAAUGAUUGCAGACUGCGCUGGAGUAGCAGCAGGGCUGAGACACUACAAUGUCUGGAGUUGUGACUGUAUGUCAGCAAAAAGUCUGUAUUUUAGAGGCACACAGUGGAAGUGUGAGCUGAAAAUGUAAAGUCAGUGAGAUAUUUGUUCUCAUUUGGUUUCAAAAAGUUGAAUGUUUCUCUUAAUUUAUAACCUAAUAUGUAUGUACAUGCUGUUUGAAUGCAAUGUGAAAUAUGUUAAUUAUGUUCUAAUAUGAUUGUUUUCAUGGUUGUGUUAUUGGAAUCCAAUAAAAUAUGUUAGCUUUGUGAUAAAUGAGCAAUGCAUACAAAUAUAAUCAACAUAA